AUGGAGAAUAGUCAAUCUCUUGCUUCUGCCUCACAAGGUGAAUCUUCUCAAGAGCCAUCGCAGCAAAGUCAUAAUAAGCAGCGCCGCCGCCAUCGAACUCGAAAGCCCAAAAAUCCUGAACAGAUGAACAAUAUUUCUAACGACGAAACUAGAUCAUUGCCAGAAAGUUCACGUAACAAUCAAACUCGAGUAACCCAGCGAUUUAAUAGAGCCGAUCCUUCUCGUGUUGUUCAGAAACCACAAAGAAAAAACCCUAAAAAUCAUAGCCCACGUUCCAAUGAAUUAGAGCAACUGAAAAAAGGAUUUCCUAAUAUAAUUGAAGAUGAACUAGACUCCUCAAAAUUUUCGAUGGUUUUGCGACCAUCCGACCCUGAUUUUCCCUUUGAUAUUAGUAACCUUGAAUUCGACUUAUUUGUUCCGAUCAGCUAUCCAAGAGAUCCUCCUCUCAUCACAGUCACAAAUUCCGACAUUCCUAAAGGAUUUUCUGUGAACGUUGAUCUUGGAUUUCGAGAUAUGGCAAGAUCUAGCUUGGGCAAAAAAACUUUACUGGAUUUGAUAAACGAGCUAGAUAAAAAACUUGAGUUUUUUUUAAAGCAAGAAAAACGACAGACUAUUAAAAUUGUCAAAUAUAAAUCUAAGCCAGGUUCUGCCAGUUCAAAAGCUUCUUCAAUACAAGAGCCAGAAAAAGAAGUAAGUGAAUCAUAUUCAGCUGCUCCUGAAACUUUUGUAAAAAAAACGAUUAUUGUUCCUCCUGAAAUCAAACAGGCACGAAGUACUCAAGUUGCUCAGUUAAUUCAUCGUCUGGGUCCUGAUGUUAUUAGUAUGAUGAGCACUGAUGAACGUGAAUCCAUUUAUAAUAUCAUAUUGCAACCGUCACAUGCACCAGAUCCAGAACUAUUUUCCAGUCUACUCCCUCAUGAAUUUUCCAAUACUUUUAAUUUUAUGUUACAAGUUCCACAAGCUUAUAAUUUGGAACCCUGCUCUAUUAUAAUUACCAGCUCUUGUGGAUCUGAGACUGAAAAUAAUUCCAAUAAGUUUCCUACAUUAACAGUCGAAAGAAAUUUUAACAGAAAUGCAGAAAGACACACGGACUGGACAUUGCUGACACAUGUUAACUUUUUAAUCUCCAGACUCGGGAAACUAAUUAGAGAAGAUUACUUAGAGUACUUGGAUGAUGUUAUCCAAAAUAAGGAAAAUUAUAUACCCGAGCUCAAGGAGAAUGAAGAAAAAAUUGAAAAGUUGGAUCUUAAUUCCUUGAAACUUUCCGAAGUUCAAGAUAAAGCACGCAGAAUUCUUAUGGGUUUAAAUCCUACUUCCGCCCAAAUUAACACUAUCCCUGAAAACACGAUUAAAAUCUCUGACAAUAUCGCUAUCAAUAACACCGAUGAAAUAAUUGAAGAAGGGGAAGAAUUUGAACCGAAUAUGGAAAUACCAUUAGAUGAUUUGAAAGAAGUGCCGAAUUUGGUACCUCGUGGCGUCGCACUACUUCUUCCAGGGCUUUCGAUGAAAAAUAUUGCAAUUUUAGAAUCACAGUUUGUCAACAUGGUUGUCAAAUGUGAUAGAUGCAGCUCUCAAAAUGAUUUUCUUAAUGUUACUUCUGGUCCUUAUGGACGUGAUUCUAAACCGAUCGCUGAGGAAUGCUCAAAAUGUAAGGCUACAUUAGCGGUAUGUUUUCGGAAAAAUCUUAUUCAUUUAAAUGGAAAUUUUUCUCAACCACCUGUUGCUGGUUACUUGGAGUUUUCCGGAUGCACACCUUUUGACAUGCUUGCCAGUACCUUUAUUCCUACAUGCGAAAAUUGUGCAACACCUCUUAAUGAUAGUCCUUUUAGACGAAUUGAGAAAUCAAAGAAAGCCACCAUGAACUGUCGCUCUUGUCAUAUUAGAUUGAUUUUGCAGCUUGAUGAUAUUCAGUUUGAAAAAGUUUCGGAAGAUGUACUUUCUUCAAAGGUUUUAGAAGGUGUUCGAGUUAUCAAAAGAAGUGAUGAAGGAAAGCAGAAACUUGGAAUUGUUAGUGGCUCUCCAUUACCUAAUGAUGGUUCAUGCUCUCACUAUCGAAAAUCGAAACGGUGGUAUCGUUUUUCUUGCUGUGGAAAGGUUUAUCCUUGUGGUAAAUGUCAUGAUGCUGAUCAAGAUCAUCCUAACGAACAUGCCACGAGAAUUAUUUGUGGCCAUUGUUCUCGAGAGCAAAACAUUUCUAACGUCUGUUUUUAUUGUCGGUAUGAAUUUCAAACAAAAGAAACAGGUUUCUGGGAAGGUGGAAAAGGUACCCGUGAUCCGACCAAGCUUAACCGUAAUGACACUCGCAAGCAUAAGAAGAUGUCUACACCAAGCAAUAAGCCCAAAAAUAAUUCAAAGAAGAAGCAAUCUUCAGGAGGAAAUUCCACAGUAUCGCAUUCAUAA
Magnusiomyces paraingens is the source of this 2400-nucleotide messenger RNA. RefSeq lists its product as uncharacterized. The transcript has a single exon. NCBI's taxonomy places the organism in Eukaryota, Fungi, Ascomycota, Dipodascomycetes, Dipodascales, Dipodascaceae. The record is from RefSeq and is a predicted model, not a curated record. The coding region runs from base 1 to 2400 and encodes 799 amino acids. Gene Ontology annotation, molecular function: protein binding; zinc ion binding.